AUGACCGGCCUAUCUUGGAGACUUCGACCGGCGAACAGUAAGAAAGACGGUAGUUUGAGACGACAAAGUGUGGACGUGGGGGCUCUGUUUAGGCAACAGGAAAGUAAUGCUUCGACUGCGAAUGUCAACGAGUCUGAAGCAAUAACGGCUGCUCCCCAAGAACCACGACCUCCCACGCCGAAGAGCAUCACCACCCAAGAAACCGCGUCGCGAGUCUCUACGUCGACUGUUCGGCCGCGGCCUAGGAAGUCUGAGGAACGAACAAGAUCGAAUAGGUUCUCCAUCUUGAAGUUUCGCAAUGCUUCCGACCCAGCAUUAGGAUCGAAAGCUAGGGCUCAUGAGGAAAUCCCACCGCUGCCAGACCCGCCUCGGACCCCAACUAUCAUCACAACAGCCCCGACAUUUGAUAUUGCCGCUGCGCCUCCUCUUCCACAAACCAAAUCAACUGGUGACAUUACAGAACUUAGGACUGGUUCCGCUACGGGAUCGCGUACCAACCUCUCUGCAACAUUAAUCGCACAGUCUGCAUCGAUAAGUCGAGAACAGUCGGUAUCACCUGCUCCUCGGCCAGCUUCUGCACCACGUCGGGAAUCGUCGAAAAGGAACAUCGGGAGCAACCCGUCUGGUCGAGCGAGUAGAGUUACGUUUGACGAGCCGGAGAGAACCUAUCCGAAUAAUGGAUCUACACAAAGUUUUGCUCCACCUCCAUACGACGAACAUGGUCUCCCGAUUCCACAACCACGGCUGUCCGAAUCUUCUCGAUCUGAAGCCAGUUCCGCGGAUAUGGUUGUCACUACAACGACGACGACCCAUACCGUCUCCACAACGUCAACUUUCUUUCGAUUCUCUAGGCGCAAAAAGGAUACGCCGUUGUUCCCUCUACCGCCAAAGGUAUCUCACACAGAGCCUAGAGUAAGCACAGAUGCAAUAGGCGGUGGUGCAUCUAGUUCGAAUGUUUCCGUUCGUUCGCGCCCGUCGAAUACGCUCUCUUCGGCCCCUGCCACUCCUCGGCGAGUACCUACGUCUGAUGGAAUGCCCAUUCCUGCUACAAGUGCCCUGGCAGCCUCCGUACUAGGUACGAUGGGAGGCUCGGCGACUUUGGCGCGUGCUAAUUCUACAGCCUCAACCCAUUCACUACGAUCUACUACCUCUAGUCCUUUGGCGCCUCAAACCCGGUACAAUAGGGCGAGGAGUUCGACGGCUGGUUCAAUGGAUAGGUCUCCAGCAGAUAGCACUCGGACGAGCAUGGCUGUUGGUCGAAAUAGUUUUUCGAGGCUGUUCUCAUCGAGAUCUAGGCAGAAUAGUGAGGCCAAUCUCCCCGGGAUGCCGACGCGAACAACAUCGCCCGCCCCUUACCUUGCUCGUGCUUCAACUUCUCAUCCAAACUCAAUGGCAGUUUCUCGGGAGAAGUUAAUAAUACCGGAGAGAUUGGACGACGACACACCAGACCAGUAUCUAAGAAAACUGGAGGAGGCUGUCAAUAAAAGCGUAGUAGCCAGCCUGCUAAGCAAAACUGAUGAUGCAUUCCAUGUAGAAGUACUGAAGCAGUAUAUGAGCACUUUCAAUUUCUAUCGGGAUCCGAUGGACAUGGCAUUACGAAAGCUAUUGAUGGAGGUCGAAUUGCCAAAGGAGACUCAACAAAUUGACAGAGUUUUGCAAGCAUUUGCGGAUCGAUAUCAUGAAUGCAACCCCUUGAUAUAUUCUUCGAGUGAAAACGCUUACUUCAUUGCCUUCUCGUUGCUCAUCUUGCACACUGACGUCUUCAACAAGAACAACAAGCACAAGAUGCAGAAACCUGAUUACGUCAAGAACACCAGUGGGGAAGGAAUUACCUCUGACAUUUUGGAGUACUUCUAUGACAACAUCAGUUACACGCCAUUUAUUCAUGUUGAAGAUGAUCUUGACAUCAAUGGCGAGAAGAUCCUUUCGCACAUGCCCAGACGAAAUAUGCUAACCAAGGCGAACACUGACUUGAAAAAGGCGAGGGAGCCUGUGGAUCCAUACACAUUGAUCAUUGACAAUAAGAUGGACAUAUUACGCCCAUCAUUGUCUGACGUUCUCAUGGUGGAUGAUCCGUACAGCUACCUUGGGACGACUCACACGAUGAAUAUGAAAGAGCUCCACGAGUCAUUCUUCAGGAGCUCUGUGCUUCAAAUCGUGUCUGCGAGGUCGCGGCCAGAUGCAUUUUUAAACCCAGCCACCGCCCAAAAUCCCCAAGAUGCCAGUCCCGGUGUCGUGGAGAUUAAAGUUACAAAAAUAGGUCUUUUGUGGAGGAAGGACCCAAAGAAGAAGAAGACCAGAAGCCCUUGGCAAGAAUGGGGUGCACUGCUCACCGGAUCCCAGCUUUACUUCUUCAAGAAUGUGAGCUGGGUCAAGAAUCUAAUGUCACAGUACGAACAGCACGUGAAAGCCGGCAACGUGGGAAUCAUCCCAUGCGUAUUCACGCCACCGCUAUUAGAAUUUAAUCCCGACUCUAUGCUCUCCACCGACGACACAGUCGCCCUUCUCGACCGCACUUACAAAAAACAUAAAAACGCUUUUAUGUUUGUUCGCCAUGGUGGAUUUCAGGAGUACUUUCUUGCAGAUAAUGAGGCCGAGAUGAACGACUGGCUCUCGAAGCUCAACUACGCCGCCGCCUUCCGAACGGCAGGCGUACGUAUGAGAGGAGUUGUAGGUGGACAUUACGAUGGCCAGCGCAGUAGAGGCAUUCGCAGGAUGGAUUCGACUAACACCAAGUCUGUGCAGACCGCGUCCGGGGAGGUGUCCAUUGUUUCUGGGAGAAUAGAUCCCCAGCUCGCAGCACAAAUCGCUGCUGCUCGACGUCAAGUCAUUGAUCGAAAGAUCCACGAUUCGAAUAUGAAGUUGAAGGAUGCGUUAGACCAGCUAGCUAUGCUGUUGAGGAAUGCACAUCAUCUCAAACUUUUGACUCCAAUCCAGCCAAAAACUAGAGAUGCUGUUAUCCUCGCUGCAGGAAGUCUAAAUGCAAAGCUCCAGUGGGUCCGUGUGGAUAUUUGGCGGCUCAGAUGUCACCGCGAUAUUCUGGAGUUGGAUCUUGAGGAAGAACGAAGGUCGGCAAAGGAUAAGCUCAGGAGACUAACGUUAUUGCAGACCCCGCCCGAGACGCCAGCUCGUGGAAGCAAAUCGCCGAGCCUUGCAGAAUCUCCACUCUCUGCUAAAAGCACGCCGACUCAAGCUACUGUCAACGCUUCAUUCAACAAGCCGCUCUUCGAAAAUGAGAUCGUUAGGCAGUCUACCAGAACAACGACGAUUAGUAGGACGGCAUCGCAAUCUACGGCACGACCAUCUACAUUAGGAUCCCAUCAAGGCUGGGAGAUAGGACAGCUGCCAUUUGAGCUUAAGAGGGGAUCCGUCGUCAGUGAUAUCAACGGCGAUAUCGACCUUAGCCAGCUUGGGGAGCCAUAUAUAACCAAUACGGAAUCUCGUGAGUAUGUCAGUAUUACAACUAGCAAUUCCAACGAAGAAAUACCACGACGGCCAAGCAAUGGGUCUGUUAUUUCGCAACAAGCGAUUGUACAGGCUAUUAAACCAGGCGGGGAUCCCGAAUCCGAGUUCCUAGAGCAGAUUACAGCCAAAGAUGAAAAAGGAAAGGAAGUGGAGGAUUCUGCUAGUCAUCGAGAAAAGAAGGACAAGGAGAAGGAGAGAAAAGAUGAGAAGGACAAGGUCCGACGGUCUUUACACCGCACCCUCCGUGAAGGAUCUCAAGUCAUCCAACUGCCACACCACCGAUCUCGCAAAGGGAAGGACGGAAACCCGCAAGGUGAGAAGGUCGAUGGUGAGGUCGAUGGCGAAAAGAAGGAGAGCGAAGGCUUAGCUCGAGGUGCCGGUAGUUUCACGGUCCAUGGCAAGAAGGCUAGUGUUAUCACAUUCGGAAGCGAUUGGCACACCAUCCCCGCUGAGGAUAGGCUUAAGCGUCAUAGGAGCGCCGCUAGCACUUCUUUGCCUUCUGCUGUACAGGGUGUAGUCGGAGAUCGUGUUCUUGACGCCUCGAGUCUUGGAAGGGUUACUGUCACGGAGACUAGCACUGGGGAUAACUCCGAUAAUGAGGAUAGCGGAUCCGGGAGCGGUGCUACGAGCAUUAGCAGGAGUCAGCUGAGCCGUGGAUCCAGCGCUGUUAGCGGCCGUUUGGCAGUUGUGAACCCAGAUAAUGAAGGAGAAGGGACCGGUGCAACAGAAGAAAAGGAGAUUAACGAUGGGGAAAUCAGUAUCAUGACAGCAUCGGCGGUCACGGACGAUGAUAUGUCGAGUUUCAUCCCCGAUGCAAUCACUAGCCCUGCGCUCUCUGAUGCUACUAUCACACAUUUUGGAGAUACUGAAAGUUCGUUGACAACUACCAGCCGUGAAGCAGAGGCGGUAGUUGUCGAGAUUGCUAAGGAGAGCGACGAGAAGAAUAUUGAGGAGGUCAUUGUUUUGAUUAAUUCGCAAAGGAACCUCAACGACCUACCGACUACCGCUGAUGAUAUUCUGGCAAAGCCAGAACCUUCAGUAAUGGUUGGGGCGUCAUUGGAUGCAGGCAAGCCAGACGAGGAGCUAAAUAAGUAG
Messenger RNA from Orbilia oligospora ATCC 24927, 4560 nucleotides. RefSeq lists its product as uncharacterized. The coding region runs from base 1 to 4560 and encodes 1519 amino acids. The transcript has 2 exons. Gene Ontology annotation, molecular function: guanyl-nucleotide exchange factor activity. Gene Ontology annotation, biological process: regulation of ARF protein signal transduction. Lineage: Eukaryota; Fungi; Ascomycota; Orbiliomycetes; Orbiliales; Orbiliaceae. The record is from RefSeq and is a predicted model, not a curated record.